Messenger RNA from Paramecium octaurelia, 291 nucleotides. The record is from the annotation of a GenBank genome assembly. NCBI's taxonomy places the organism in Eukaryota, Ciliophora, Oligohymenophorea, Peniculida, Parameciidae.
AGGUAAACAAUUUAAUCUGUAUAUUUACGCAUGCAGACCUCAACACUAAUUCUAAGAUGUCACUUUAUCAAAUAGUUACAAUAAAUGAAGAAAUCUUUCGGAAAUAAACAAUAGCAAGUUGUUACUCCUAACAAGAUGUGAAAUCAAGAAAACAAAAAGGAAUUUUUCACUGCCACAAAAGUAACACGUCAUCAAUAUAAUUCAGAAUCCAUCAUCACUGUUAGGUACAGAAGGAUAAAACAGAUACUAAUAGCACUUAAUGUUUGAAAUUUAGUAUCAAACAAUUAAGAA